AUGUUUAUUAACUAUCUCAUUCCAUUCAUGCUAGUGGCACCGCCGGUGAUCGCCAGAACUGGUCCCCAGGCCGUAUUCGCUCAUUUUAUUGUUGGAAAUGCCGCUGCCAUGACCCCCGAGCAAUGGGAGUCGGAUAUUCGAGACGCCCAGGAAGCCCACAUUGAUGGGUUUGCAUUGAACAUUGCGCCGCAGGACAGCUACACCGAUGAUGUCCUUGACAAGGCUUACACUGCAGCCGAGACCGUCGGCAAUUUCACCCUGUUCCUGUCCUUUGACUAUGGAUCUGGGGGGCCGUGGCCGGCGGACCGGGUGAUCUCCACGAUCAACGCGUACCGGAACAGAAGCGCGCAAUACAAUUACCAUGGAAAGCCUCUGGUGUCCACCUUUGUGGGCGCGGGCAGCGCAGAUGACUGGCCUUAUAUCAAACAGUUCGCCGACUGCUUCUUUAUGCCGUCAUGGUCCGACCUGGGGCCUGCGGGAACCCAAGCUUAUCUGGACACGAUUGACGGUGCGUUCAGCUGGGAUGCAUGGCCGGUUGGCGCACAGGGCAAGAAUGUGACGAGCGACCGAGAAUGGAUGCACGCCCUGUCCGGAAAGCCGUACAUGAUGCCGGUGUCCCCGUGGUUCUACGUCAAUCUCCCCCAGUGGAACAAGAAUUGGCUGUGGCGCGGGGAUGACCUGUGGCACACGCGAUGGGAACAGGUUAUGAACCUGCAGCCCGCUUUUGUACAGAUCAUUAGCUGGAACGACUAUGGGGAGGCCCAUUACAUUGGGCCCAUCUACGACGCCGGUAUGCCGGAUGGCUCUUCCAGCUACGUGUUGGAUCAUCCGCACGAUGCGUGGCGAGCACUUCUACCGCAUUACAUCGCAGCCUACCGAGGAACAAACACGACCGACCCGAGCCAGUCGAACGGCGAUCUGCCCGUUGCGGAUAAGAUUGUGUACUGGUACCGAGAGAAUCCGAGCCACGCUGGGAGCGCCAAUGGCACGACGGGAAACAACCCAGCCAUGGGCCAAGAGGAGAUGAUGCCGGGUCAGAUCGCGCAGGACCGCGUAUUUGUCAGCGCCACGGUAGAAGAUGCCAGUGAGAUCUUUGUCCAGAUUGGAUAUUCGCCGCCGACCGUUCUUCAGGCGUCAGGGCCGGGGAUCAACCACUUCUCGGUGCCGUUCAAUGGACAGACGGGGCCGGUGAGGAUCGUGAUGAUGCGCAACCAUCGCGAGGUGGCGGCGGCGGUUGGGCCGGCGAUCACGGAGGAGUGCAAAGAUGGCAAUGUGAACUGGAAUGCGUAUGUGGGUUCGAGCGACUAG
This is a messenger RNA of Aspergillus sclerotioniger CBS 115572, 1308 nucleotides long. RefSeq names its product glycoside hydrolase family 71 protein. The coding region runs from base 1 to 1308 and encodes 435 amino acids. The transcript is spliced from 3 exons. Gene Ontology annotation, biological process: mating projection tip cell wall disassembly. Lineage: Eukaryota; Fungi; Ascomycota; Eurotiomycetes; Eurotiales; Aspergillaceae. The record is from RefSeq and is a predicted model, not a curated record. Gene Ontology annotation, molecular function: glucan endo-1,3-alpha-glucosidase activity.